This is a messenger RNA of Strongyloides ratti, 408 nucleotides long. RefSeq names its product Cytosolic fatty-acid binding domain and Calycin-like domain and Calycin domain-containing protein. NCBI's taxonomy places the organism in Eukaryota, Metazoa, Nematoda, Chromadorea, Rhabditida, Strongyloididae. Gene Ontology annotation, biological process: fatty acid transport. The coding region runs from base 1 to 408 and encodes 135 amino acids. The transcript has a single exon. Gene Ontology annotation, molecular function: fatty acid binding. The record is from RefSeq and is a predicted model, not a curated record. Gene Ontology annotation, cellular component: cytosol; nucleus.
AUGGUUGAAGAAUUUGCUGGAGAAUGGAUUGACUCAGUCUUUGAAAAUAUGGAUGAAUAUUUAAAAGAAGUUGGUAUUGGAUUCUUAAUAAGAAAAUUAGCUAAAACAAUAAAAGAUAAAUGUAUAAUGAAAAUUGAAGGAGACAAAGUUACCCUCAUAACAGAAUCAACCUUUAAAAAUCAUACUAUAUCAUGGGUUAUGAAUGAAAAAACACUUAUAAAUACUAUUGAUGGAAGGAAACAUUAUUCUAUUUUUACUUAUGAAAAUGGUAAAAUGAUUGAAAACCAAUUUCCAUAUAAUAAAGGAGAUAAAAUUUCAACCAUAACUAGACAUAUUGAAAAUGGUAAACUUGUAAUAACAAUGGAAUGUAAUGGUGUAAAAGCAAUAGCAACAUAUACUAGAGCUUAG